UAAACAAAUGUGUACGUUGUAGUCCAAUCCUCCCUUUCCUCAAAAAUUUAUAUAAUGCCGGAAAUAUCUCAACAUUAUAAAUAUUUUAAUUUAAUUUCAUUCCUCAAGUCAAGUCCUACAUUACAUAUUCACUUUUUUUUUUUGAAGAAAAAAUAUAUAUUUUUCUGGAUUCUAGGGUUUCGAGUUCAAGCAUCAUUCUCUAAUGGCGGAACAACACUUGCUAGUGAUUUUUCAGUGUAUACUCUAGUGACUUAGUCCUUACGAUUUGGUUGUCUCUCAUUAUAUUGCAAAUGGAAGAAGUAGCGUCGGAGUUGAAAGUAACAGAACUGAAGCAAGGCAGUCUCGGCAAAGCUUACGAAGUUCUGAAUACAGAAGCUUCUACACUGCUUAUGUUAACAUUUCAAUGGAAAGACCUUGAGGAACAUUUUAACUCCAUUCGGAAAACGCUCAAUGAGAAACUUGAAGAGCUUGUGGAGCGGGAGAAGAAUGUGGAAGCCAGAGAGAAGCAGUUGGAAGCCAAGGAAUCGCAGUUGUCCGUGGAUAUUGCGGUGAAAGCAGAGAAUUUGAAUGGCGUCGAGAAAAGAAUCGAAGAGCGUAACCAGGCGUUGGAUUUGUCGAUUAAGAAAAAACGCGAAGAACUUGAGGAUACUGUGAGGAGAUACCACCAGGCGCAGAAAUCGUUAGUAGAGAAGGAAAAAGAUAUGGAGCAUUUGGCGAAAGGUAUUAAAGAGAGGACAAGGAGAUUGGAUUCUCUGGAGAGAAGUAUUAGGGAAAGGUCUGACGAAGUUGAAACUAAGAAGAAAGAACUUGAUUCGAUUCGAGGAAUGCUGAGGAAAUGCAAAGAUGAUCUCGAUGUGAAGGAUAGACAGUAUCGUUCGGUUCGAGGUGUGGUUGAGGAUCAUAAGAACGAAAUUGAGCAGAAAGAACAGAUACUCAGAGUGCUUAGAAGUUCAAUUCACGAAUGUGAGAAAGAAAUUAAAUUGAAUGACGAAAAGCUUAAAUCGAUUCAAUUCUCGAUUCUUGGAAAGCUUUCGGAAUUUGAGUCAAUCGAAAAGAGACUUGAGUUCGUUCGGAUGGAUGAGGAAGUGAUUAAGAAUAAUUUUUUUUCAUUGAAAAAAUCAGUGGACGAAUGUGCUUUUGAAUUUGAUAUGAAAGGGGUGCAAUUUGAGAGUUUGGUGGAGAAUCUUCAACUGAAGGAAAAAUCGUUAGAAUCAAAAAUUGAGGAAUUGGGUUUGAUCCAAAAAGGGGUCAAAGAAAUCCUCGAAGAGGUUGAAUUGAAAGAGAAGAAUGUUGCUUCAUUUCAAAGAUUGGUGGAAGAACGUUUCCAAGAAGUAGAGAAAAGAGACCUAUUUGAGAAAAGGGUCAAUGAGUUUCCUACUUGGAGACAGAUAGGGUUUGAAUCUAUACAAAAGUCAACUGGUUUAUUAGGAGUAACUGAAGAAAAUAAUCUUAAGCUUGACAAAUCAGAAAAUAAUCUCAACACUGCGGAUUUUCUAUCAUUUGCUACCUAUCAAUACAGCAUCACUAAUGGGCAAUACUUGCAGAUGCUUUUGAGUGAUCAAUUGAGGAGGCAUGAAUUUCGUUGUACUGAACUUUAUGCUGUUCUUCAAACAUCACCAGACCCUCCAAAGUUGGUAUUAGAUGCAGUUAAGGGGUUUUACCCCUUGCAUUCAAGUAGUGAUAAUAAGGAGCUUGACCUGAAAAUUGUAAGAAGGAGCUGCCUUCUUUUGUUGGGACAAUUAAUGAACACUUCACCCGAUAUUAGCCCUCAAGUGAGAGAGGAAGCAAUGAAAUUGGCUGUUGAUUGGAAGGCUAAGAUGACCGUGACCACUGAGAAAGAGAAAAGUUUGGAAGUGCUGGGUUUUUUGCAGCUUUUGGCUAGCUUUAGACUGUCCUCUGCUUUUAAUGCUGAUGAGGUUCUCAGUCUCUUUGAUGUUGUUGACCAGAACAGAGAAGCUAUUGAAUUACAUCGGGCCCUUUGCAUUGCAGACAAAGAACAUGUUGACAUGGAGGAGGAAGCACAAAAUUUUGGAGCAAACGACACUGCCGCAAGUUCUUCAAAUUUUAAAUCCAUUUCAACCACGAGCGAAAGAAGUUCUGAGCAUAUUUUGCUUGAAGAAUUGACACAGGACAAAAUUUUAUCUGUUCUGCAAAUGCCGGACCCAGCAAAACAAGUUUUGGUCAUUGUGGAAGAGUCUUUUUCUAAACUUCGGAAGAGUGGAGAUGUUGGUUUUAAGGAAAGUGUCAUGUUGAGUUACAUUUCCUUGUUUGAGCAGCUAUUGAGAAUCUCACCACGAAUUGAAUCUCACUUGAGAGAAUAUGCAAUAAAGGUAGCAUAUGAGUGGAAAGAAAAGAUAAGAGCCAAUAUUGAAAACUCUUUAGAGCUUUUGGGGUUUCUACAUUUCCUUGGUAUAUAUCGAAUUUUUCCAAUCUUUGAAGAUGAUGAUGAUAUUUUGAGUUUUCUGGAUACGAUCACUCAAAAUAAACAUGCUCUAGAACUAAGUCGUCCCCUUGCUUCUGCAUAUAAGAUUCCUUUCUUUAUUCAACAUCUGAUUCAAAGGAACAAAUUCAUUGCGGCAAUCAGACUCACUUAUGCAUUCGAGUUAACAGAAAUGUUCGAGCCAGUUAAACUAUUGAAAGAGUACAUGGACUAUGUGAAGAGUUAUACCAGACAGCUUUGUGUGCAAAAGAAAUCAGCCGAAGAAAAGGAUGCAGCCACUGACGAAGAAAUAGCUGCUCUAAUGAAUGUAGUUGAAUGCAUCAAAAUUUAUGGUCUUGAAACUCAACUCUCACCUGACAAUAUAACAAAGCGCAUUGCCUUGCUGGAAAAGAUAAAGAACGACAGGAAGCAUUCAACACUAUUUUUCCAGUCCCAGGAUGAAAAACAGCCACAGCCACAGCCGCAACAGCAGCAGCAGCAGACAGGCGGGAGAAGAAAAAGAAGAAAGGGCAGUCCAGUCUCUCAACAACAAUCGCAAAAGCAAAGCAAAAACCAAUGUACCCGAGCAACUUCUUCCCCUAAAUCCAGUUGCUCGCCAGUUUCAAAAGUAGUUCCUCAGCAAAUGAAUUAUCCACCUAAUCAUCUGAUUGGAGUUGGAGCUGCGUUGGCUAGCCGUCUACAGUUUGGUUCAGCUGAUAGCAACAAUGCUGUUGGUGUCUUGCCUGAUCAGUAUGAACCCCAUCUAUUUACCUUUUAUUAGUUUUCAUACCACACGUUGGGCACAAAACUAAUAAUUUUACAUCAAUGCGUAGUUGUCAGUGAUUGAGGAAAAUUUGUGGUAAGUAUCAUCAUCAAUAGACAUUCUUUUGCUUUUUUCGUUUAUAUAUGUACCUAGGCAUUCAUUCACAUGGUUCUAUUUCCCAAAUAUGAGGCAUUUGUGUAUAAGCUCAUUUGCGAAAACCCAACAUGUGGUGGUGGAUUUGAUCUGGUUCCGAGCUUAGUCUACAGUAGUACAGUGGAUCAAUUACUUCCAUAGUUACUUAACACAACAUGCAUUUUGUUUUUGACUGUAAAAACAAGACUAAAGAUGUCACCCAAAUUUAUAUAGGUGGGGGAUGAUAUGCUGUGAAUUUUUUUAUUUUAUACUAUUACUCAUCUUGUUCAUAUUUCUUUACUUCACUGUAAUUGUGUAGAAGUUUGUUGUCUAGGUUUGAAAACAUUUACAAAUUAUAU
Cannabis sativa is the source of this 3673-nucleotide messenger RNA. RefSeq names its product FRIGIDA-like protein 5. NCBI's taxonomy places the organism in Eukaryota, Viridiplantae, Streptophyta, Magnoliopsida, Rosales, Cannabaceae. Bases 291 to 3200 code for a protein of 969 amino acids. The transcript is spliced from 4 exons. The record is from RefSeq and is a predicted model, not a curated record.